Exaiptasia diaphana is the source of this 2902-nucleotide messenger RNA. RefSeq names its product S-adenosyl-L-methionine-dependent tRNA 4-demethylwyosine synthase. Gene Ontology annotation, molecular function: 4 iron, 4 sulfur cluster binding; catalytic activity; FMN binding. Lineage: Eukaryota; Metazoa; Cnidaria; Anthozoa; Actiniaria; Aiptasiidae. Bases 1 to 1746 code for a protein of 581 amino acids. Gene Ontology annotation, biological process: wybutosine biosynthetic process. The record is from RefSeq and is a predicted model, not a curated record. The transcript is spliced from 17 exons.
AUGCAAAUUAAAUGCACAUGUAUAUUUAUUGUUAGUACGUAUACUGAUGGCAAACCACCUCCUAGUGCCGAGUGGUUCUGUAAAUGGUUAGAGGAAUCAUCCAAUGACUGCCGUGUACCUAAGUCUCUUCUUCAAAAUGUAAAGUACACUGUAUUUGGACUUGGGAAUUCACUGUACAAAGAUCAUUUCAAUAUGACUGGUAAAGACAUUGAUAACUGGAUGAGCCUUUUAGGUGCAGAGUGUGUUCUGCCUCUUACACUUGGAGAUGAAAACCAUGUUAACAGUCAAUAUGGUGGGUUGGAAGCUGAUUUUCAGGAUUUCUGCUUCCAGUUCUUCAACUAUCUCACAAAGCCUAGUAUGUGUGCUUGUGGGAGAAAUGACCAGUGUACUGAAGAGAAAAAUGAUGUUCCUAACACUGAAAAUGUCUUAUCUGAUUCCUAUGAGAUAUUGUAUGAAAGUUCCAGUGAAGAAGAGAAAGAKAAAGAUGAAAAAGAAGYRAAGGAAGUGAAAGAUUCAGGAAUGGUAGACCUAGAGGACUUGGGACCUGCUAUAAGGAAGAUGAAAACAGCAAAAGAAACUGAAAAAGGAUUAAUAUCAAAUGAGCCAAAGGAAAUGGUGACUCCAGUGAUUAGACAAUCUCUCACAAAACAAGGAUAUAAAAUUAUYGGUUCUCACUCAGGAGUUAAGCUGUGUAGGUGGACAAAGUCAAUGAUGCGAGGAAGAGGUGGAUGUUAUAAACACACAUUCUAUGGUAUUGAAAGCCAUYGCUGCAUGGAGACCACACCCAGUCUUGCCUGUGCUAAUAAAUGUGUGUUUUGCUGGAGGCAUCAUACCAAUCCAGUUGGCACAGAAUGGAAAUGGCAAAUGAAUGAGCCAAAGAUGAUAGUUGAYGGAGCAAUGCAAAAUCACUUUAACAUGAUCAAACAAUUCAAAGGUGUUCCUGGUGUAAAAAUAGAAAGAUUUAAUGAAGCAAUGAAGAUCAAACACUGUGCAUUAUCUCUUGUAGGUGAACCAAUCAUGUAUCCUAAAAUCAAUGAACUUGUUCAACUCCUUCACAGUCAUGAAAUAUCAACAUUUCUGGUGACUAAUGCACAGUUCCCUGAUGCUAUAAGAGAUCUUGUACCAGUAACUCAAUUGUAUGUYAGUGUUGACGCAAGUACAAAGGACAGUUUGAAGAAGAUUGACAGACCAUUAUUUAGAGAYUUUUGGCCACGUUUCUUAGACAGUUUAAAAGCUUUGUCAGAUAAGGGUCAAAGAACAGUUUAUCGUCUAACAUUAGUGAAAUCCUGGAACACAGAAGAACUUCAGAAUUAUGCUGAUCUUGUCUCGUUAGGAAAACCAGACUUUAUCGAAAUCAAGGGAGUGACAUAUUGUGGCGAGUCMAAAGCUUCAUCCCUUACAAUGGCUAAUGUGCCAUGGCAUCACGAGGUGAUUGGCUUUGUUCAGCAGUUGGCCGACCUUUUACCUGACUAUGAAUUAGCUUGUGAACAUGAACAUUCCAAUUGUCUGCUACUAGCGAACAAGAAGUUUUUCAUCGACAAUAAAUGGCAUACCUGGAUUGAUUACUCAAAAUUCCACGAACUGAUAAAAACAUACGAUGAAAGUCAAGGAAAAGCAACGUUCACAUCAGCAGACUACAUGGCUGAGACUCCAGACUGGGCUGUGUUUGGUAAUCAACACAGGGGGUUUGAUCCUGAUGAGACUCGAUGGUAUAGAAAGAACAGAAAAGAUGUCAGCGGUUGCUAAUAAUUACGUCAUGUUUUUUAGAUGAAGUCAUMUACUAGAUGACGUCAUAGAUUUUGGAAAACCUUUCACUAAGAUGUUCUGGCGUCGUUGAUUAUAUAUGACGUCAAACAGCAAACGAUAACCACAAGCCGGCCAUUUUGAAUCGGUUUACAAUGUAUCAUGGGAUACAAAUCUUCGUGUCUUUGGCUAAUAAAUGAAAAUUCUCGUCUAUUAAUUGCACAUUUUUGUAAGUUUUUUUCUGUCCAUUUUGCUGUGCGAUAUUUGUCUUUCCCCUAGUAAAUAUCUGAGAUUAACUACAGUGUACGCAUUUUCCGAUUUCCAAAAACUGAGACGAUGGCACAAAUCAGUGACUGAAGUCAGCUUCUAUCUUGCUCACUAUGUGUGAAGGUCUCUUAGGACAAACUUUAAAUCGCUCUUCAUGAUUGGAAUGCAAACAACGACUUUAUCAAACUGCCAGUUUAUUUAUUUACAAUUUACAAAUUCAAGUAAACGGUGCCAUUUUCUGUUCAAAAUAAAUAGAAAAAGCAAAUUUGAAUAGGACAGACUGAUUACAAUAUGAUGAGUUUUCAUUUCUCAUACGGCCACUCUGGGGCAAAUAUCAGCAUUAAACUGCAGUAUUAAAACCAUCUUGUAAACAAAUGCAUGUCAUUUGCUAUAAAACAUUAGCUCUUUUUCAAGCCAGUUCAACUUAUACUAUUGUCAUACAACCGUCAUGCACGCAUUUUCAGUGCAACGGAGCCUUGUAAGAUAAAAUGGCCACAAAUUGCAUGGCUGUCUUGUAGCGUUUGACUAUGGGGGUUGAAGCGGAAUCCAGAAAACCGAAAGACAUUUUAUGCAAUACCUAAUAAUUGACUUAUGGAAAACGGAAUAGCACAAAACAACGUAGGAAAAAAAGAAAGAAAACUUCAAAACCUUUUUAAAAUGUUUUAUCACGUAAUACGGAAUACUCAUUGUACAAAAUAUUGCGCUUUAACCUCCGAGUUUGACUCGGGCUGAAGUGGAGGAAAGAAAAAUUGAAUUAUCACAGUUGGUUCAACAUUUAUAACAGUUUCAAAGAAGUAGAAUAAGGAUAGCAUAAGCCAUGGUCACAGAACCUACAAUGUCACAACUGCCAAACUUAUGAAUAAAAGAAAUUUUGGUAUUAUUAUUUAAAAAA